AUGUUCCACAAGACUGCCGCUGCCUUGAGCUUGGUUGCCGUCACCGGCGCCGCUGCUGGUACCGCCGGGGGCUACCCUGCUUAUCCCGUCAACAGCACGGCUCCCUCCUCCGUCUGGCAGUACUACAAUACUACUGUUCCCACGACGGUCGUAGUGCCCCAGUUCACUACGGUCUGUCCCGAGGCAACGACCCUGAGCUACAACGGCGUCCAGUACACUGUUACUAAGGGCGAGACUGUCACUGUUACUGACUGCCCUUGCACUAUCUCUACGGCUGUCCACACUCUCACCUCGUCUCUCUGCCCACCUGGCGUCACGCCUACCGCCGUCGCCCCUGCGGUCCCAACCGGUAUGCCAUACCCUGCCGAGACGCCUGCUCCCGACACUCCCGGCGUCCCUGCUCAUCCCGGCCACCCAGGCGCACCGGCGGCUGGUACUCCCGCCGUUCCUGCUCCGGCCGGCACCACACCAGCCCCUGGUGCCCCCACCCAAGGCGGUUCUCCCCCCGCGGGCGCCGCCCCAGCCGUCGGUACCAGCGGCGCUGCCCCCGUCGCUAACACCCCCAACCCGCCUGCCGGCACCGCGGGGUACACCCCGUCCGGCGUCCCGACCGGCAUCGCGGUUUCUGGCGCUGGCAGCAACUCCUGCUUCGCGGCGGCGCUGUUUGCUGCGUUCUUGGCCGUUGUUGCUUUGUAG
Molecule: messenger RNA, 696 nt
Organism: Daldinia childiae
Lineage: Eukaryota; Fungi; Ascomycota; Sordariomycetes; Xylariales; Hypoxylaceae
Exons: 2
Coding region: 1-696 (231 amino acids)
Source: RefSeq, a predicted model, not a curated record